Aegilops tauschii subsp. strangulata is the source of this 2911-nucleotide messenger RNA. Its product is annotated as probable E3 ubiquitin-protein ligase ARI1. Gene Ontology annotation, molecular function: ubiquitin-protein transferase activity; zinc ion binding. Gene Ontology annotation, biological process: protein ubiquitination. The record is from RefSeq and is a predicted model, not a curated record. Lineage: Eukaryota; Viridiplantae; Streptophyta; Magnoliopsida; Poales; Poaceae.
CCCUCCGCUCAUUCAUCUCGUACCCAGCGCUUCUCCGCUCCGGCAGCUCGCGUCUCGCCGUCGUACCGAUACUUGUGGAUCUCACUGCUGCAGAGGGGAGCGCUGCAGUGAAGCCGCCGGCGCAGCGUCAGGUGCUGCGAUGGUGCACGGCCGCGCCGACGGUGGCGCUGCAGUGAAGCUUGCGGCGGUCGUCGGGGUGUUGCGGCGGAGCAUCGCCACACCAGCGGUGGCACUGCAGUGAAGCAUGCGGCGGUCGUGGCGGCGGUCACGGCGGCGCUACAAUGAAGCACGCGGCGGUCGUCGGGGUGCUGCCAUGAAGCACGGCUGCGCCGGCGGUGACGCUGCGAUGAAGCAGACGACGGGCGUCGGGGUGUUGCGACGGAGCAUUGUCGCGCCGGCGGUGGUGCUCCAAUGAAGCAGUGCGGCGGCUACCGGGCUGUUGCGAUGGAUCACCGCCGCGCUGUUGUGGUGCUCUAGUGAAGCAUCGCCGGCGCUCGUCUGUGGAGCAUCUCUGCGCUAGCAGCGAGGGGACGCAGUUCCUGCUACGAGCCGGGGUGGUGCUGCUUCCCCACGACGACGUGAUUGUGUUUCUUCACUGCGGUUGCAAUGAGAGGAGAAGGACCAUGCUAAUGCGUUGACCGGUCCAACAGCUAUGAGGGGAUGGAUCCAACGACUCAACACCAGAUCGGACGGCUAGUUAGCCGGAUGAUUUUCUAGCAAAUCAUCCGGCUGAUUCGUAGCAGCCGCCAAAGAAAAAGGAGUACUUACUAGUACGUAAUUUUGUGACCGGAGCGAACGAGGAUCUUGAACACAACGGCAUCCGCACGAGGCGACGCCCGCCGAGCGCCCAGCGGAGUCCUAAUCCAAGCAAAAUCUAUAUGUUGCCGAUCAGAUCAUCGCGCUAAGCCCGCGGCCUCCAAACCCUCGCCAGCCAAGCUCCGCCUCGCCUCGCCUCGCCGCCAUCCCCGCGCGCCCCGUUGACGAAUCCAAAACCCCUCGGCGCCGGCGGCGGGCUCGCCCGCCAUGGCCAGCGACGACGAUUGCUACGACUACGAGUAUGACUACGACGAAGACGAGGAGGAGGAGGAGGAGGCUAUGGAGGCCGACGAGGACGGCCUGUUCGAGGACGACACGCCGAUGCCGGAUCGCCCCGCCGAUUGCUGGGCAAUUACACAAGAGUCUCUUUCCACUGCACAGCAACAAGAUCUAUCCAUGGUAAUGAACUUGCUCAACGUCAAGCAGCACAACGCUCGUGCUCUCCUCAUCCACCAUCGGUGGAAGAUAGACUGCAUCUACGACCACCUCGACAGGAAGGGGCGAGACCGCAUGUUCAGAGAGGCAGGCAUCGUGCUUCAGGAGAAUAUCAACGGCAAGGCGCUGCCCUCAAGAGUGGUGAACUGCAUGGUGUGCUUUGAUGAAUUCUCUGUGGGUGCCGUCUCCAUCAUGGAAUGUGGCCAUUAUUUCUGCAAUGACUGUUGGACGGAGCACUUCAAGGCGUCUGUGGAUAGCGGCAAGAAGCAGAUCCGGUGCAUGGGGGUGAAGUGCCCGGUGGUGUGCGACGAGGCCGUGGUGCAGCAGCUCCUCGCCGGCAAGUACCCCGACGCGGCCAGGCGCUUCGACCGCUUCCUCCUCGAGUCGUACCUCGAGAACAACGAGUCGGUGAAGUGGUGCCCGAGCGUCCCGCACUGCGGCCGCGCGAUCCGCGUGGGCGCCGGCGAGCGCUACACCGAGGUGGAGUGCCCCUGCGGCCUGGGCUUCUGCUUCGCGUGCGCGGCCGCCGCGCACUCGCCGUGCCCCUGCACCAUGUGGGACAUGUGGGAGGUCAAGUGCAACGGCGAGUCGGAGACCGUCAACUGGAUCCUCGCCAACACCAAGAGCUGCCCCAAGUGCUUCAAGCCCAUCGUCAAGGACGGCGGCUGCAACCUCGUCACCUGCAAGUGCGGCCAGCAUCUAUGUUGGAAGUGCGGCGGCGCGACGGGGUUCGCGCACAACUGGGACAGCAUCGACGGCCACAGCUGCAACCGCUUCGUGGGGGAGGAGAAGAAGAAGGUGGACAACGCCAAGCGCAACCUGCACCGCUACACGCACUACUACGACCGCUUCAAGAUCCACGGCGACUCCCACAAGCUGGAGCACGACAUGCUCGGUCCCGCCAUCGAUGAGCGGGUGAAGGUGCUAGAGGCGCUGCGGGACCAGUCCCUCAUCCAGGACGCCAGCUGGCUCACCGAGGCGCACCGCGGCCUCCUGCAGUCACGCCAGGUGCUGUCGCGCUCCUACGUCUUCGCCUACUACAUGUUCGGCGACGACGACAAGGUGCGGACGUGGCCCGCGAACCGCCACAGCCUGCCCAUCGCGCAGGGCCUCUUCGAGAACUACCAGGAGGAGCUGGAGAGCAACGUGGAGCGCCUCUCCAAGGUGCUCGCCACCGAGUACGGGCCGGUGCCGGACGAGGACGACGUCCGGCGUGACAAGCAGAACGCCAUGAAUCUCACCAAGAUCGUGCAGACGCGAUGCGGGGAGAUCUACAAGUGCAUCCAGGACGAGCUGCUGCCGCUGCUCCUCGACCCCAUGAUCAUCGCCGCCUACCGGCCCCGCGGCCCCGACAAGGCCAAGGAGUUCACGGCCUGAUGAGGAGGAGAUUAGCUCCUCUAGUUUUUUGGCCGUGACGGCAGGUGGCUGUAAUGUGCUGCAAGGCCAAGGAGUUCAUGGCCUGUAGUACUAUUGGACAGUCUCUCGCUGACUGUCUGGGCAGCCACACCGGACAGGAAAUGGCUUCAGGAAGGCAGCUCGAUAGGAGCUGCAUUUUUUUCCCAUUGGAUUUUGUAGUACCAGAUUCAGAAGCCCAAAGAGUAUUCUGUAUACUGUAUAUCAUUUGGGCGAGAUUCAAAGAGUAAAACACGUCGUUUGUCUA